GUGUUCAACUUUGUUUGAAAAUUAUGAAAAAGGUCGCACGUAUGCGUUUGUCACCUAACAACAACAUGAAUGAAGAAAUAUCAAAUCAGAAUAUUUCGACACAAUCUCAAAGUUCAAAUAGCGAACCCAUAGUUCGCACAACAGGACGUAUUAAAAAACCAAAAGCUGUAUUUGAUCCCUCCGACAAUUAUCUGCCACGCGCUCAACGUUCAUUGAAUGUAGGGGCAGUUUCAGCUCUGCAUCAGAACACUUCUUCUACGUUGGAGAGGCGUGCUAGCUACACAAAGGCUUCUACUGUAUCGCCGGUCGCCCAAGUUGAAACUAAAGAUGCCUGCGUUGUUUGCAAGAAAAAGGAGUCUAAGCGUCCAACGUUUGCCAUUAAAAAUCCCCUAAUUACUUGUCAAGACUGUCAGCGCAAAAUUCAUAAACUUUGUUUAAAGGUUGAUUUUGAAGAUUUCGAAAGUGUACAACGUAACUACAAAUGUGACCAAUGUUGUGCCUGCAGAAUAUGUAAUGAUACAUUUAAUAAUCCUGAAGAGGAACUGAUCACUUGUUCAAAAUGUACAAAAUCAUUUCACCUGGUUUGCUUUCCCACAAAAAUUAUUAAAACUGAUAAUCAACGAAAUUGGAAGUGUAACAAGUGUCAGGUAUAUAAUCAAAUAACUAAUGGUACCACGCUACCAGUUAAGAAAAUACGCGAAAUUAUUGGAGGUGGAGAACCAUCUGCCCCAACUACUCCCGUGAAAUCUGAUAACUCGACAAUUGAGAAAACCUCUCCUGACGAAAAAUCCAAUAAUGAGGAUAUGAUACAAAGUUCCACUUCUCCAUCAGUACAAAAAAGAUCAUCCGUGGACCAUUAUAAACAAGAUGCUUCAAAAAUUGAGGAAGCACUUACCAAUGAAAUCACUCCUCCACCUGAAAAACGUGCAAAGGCUUCGGAUCAAUCAACUGAUACCAUUAGUGUGGAAACAGCUUCACUGAAUACGCCUUUGAAAUCAGAUUCAACAGCCCUUUCCUAUACGCCAAACGAACAUUUCGAUGAUAUUCCCGAUGUGAAAGAAUGGUCGGUCGAUCAGGUGUAUGAGUAUUUUUUCAAACACUUUCCCAAAGAAGCUCACGUAUUCAAGGAGGAGGAAAUUGAUGGUCGUUCUCUGUUACUGCUUAAACGCAGCGACGUUGUUAAGAAACUGCCCAUCAAGUUGGGGCCAUCUUUACGUAUUUACAGUCUUAUUUUGAAGAUACAAGCUCAAUUAAAUGAUCCCACAUUAGGUUGGAAUUGUGGUUUGUAAUAAAAAAAUUUUUUAUUUGAAAUGGUAAAUCUACUGGGUAGACUAACAGAUUUUCAUAUUUAUAUUUUUUUCAUUCAAUGUAAUAUUUAUCCUUACAAAAUAUUGAAUUUUUUUAUUUUUAGUUUUGGAAAUAUAAAUUUCAUUUAAUAUACAUAUAUAAUUUAAUUUUUUCUUAAACAAUGUAGUUAAACGAUUGUUAUUGAUAAAAUUGUUCUUUUUCUUCAAAAAAUAUUUUAAAUAAAUAUUAAAAAUUAAAUAAUA
Messenger RNA from Calliphora vicina (urban bluebottle blowfly), 1550 nucleotides. RefSeq names its product L(3)mbt interactor in ovarian somatic cells (gene Lint-O). Gene Ontology annotation, molecular function: histone binding; chromatin binding. Gene Ontology annotation, biological process: negative regulation of DNA-templated transcription. The record is from RefSeq and is a predicted model, not a curated record. The transcript has a single exon. Gene Ontology annotation, cellular component: nucleus. NCBI's taxonomy places the organism in Eukaryota, Metazoa, Arthropoda, Insecta, Diptera, Calliphoridae. Bases 24 to 1289 code for a protein of 421 amino acids.